AUGACAGAUGAACUGAUUAAUUAUAAAGAUGAAUUAUGGAGGAAUGACACCAUUAGUGUGGGCGGCUGGGAGAGGACACCUGGAGGUGGUGAGGUACCUCGUCAGUCACGGCAGUCAGUUGGAAGGACACCAUUAAUGAGGGCCGCUGAGGGAGGACACCUGGAGGUAGUGACGUACCUCGUCACUCACGGCAGUCAGUUAGACGCUAUAGACACCACCAGGGAUGGAUGGACACCAUUAAUGUGGGCGGCAGGGAGAGGACACCUGGAGGUGGUGACGUACCUCGUCUCUCAGGGCAGUCAGUUAGAGGUCACAGACACCUUGAUUGGAAUGACACCAUUAAUGAGGGCCGCUAUGGGAGGACACCUGGAGGUGGUGAGGUAUCUGGUCACUCAGGGCAGUCGGUUAGACGCUACAUCCUCGAAUGGAUACACAGCUUUACAUCAUGCUGCUGGGAAUGGACAUAUUGAUGUUACAAAAUUGUUAUUAGAUCAAGGAUGCAGUCCUUGGGUGAAAACAGAAAUGGGUGAGACUCCUUAUGAUAUGGUAACAAUGGAAAGCUAUGAUUCUGAAGAGAUAAAAAGGAAGAAGAAAGAAGUGAUGGACUUCCUAAAGACUGCCAUGUCAAAGACAUCCCCAGAAUUGACUCAUGACAACCAAUCACAGGAAGCUGCAGCACCAGUAGUUGGAGAUGAAGUUCCAACUGAAAUAAAAUCAAUGACAGACAAAAGAUCUGUUGAAUUGUACCUUAAAUUACUUGAGUCAGGAUCUGAGAAAAAGAGAGACAUACGUUUAGUAAUUGUUGGGAAAAAGGGUGCUGGAAAGACUUCAUUGAUUAAAAGAUUGUUUGGUGAAGAUAAUACAGAUGUUACCAGUACAAAUGGAAUAGAAAUCCGCACAAUAAAAUGCAAGGCAAUGUCGGAUGAUGGCGUGUGGAAUAAAUUAGAUGGAACCAAUGAAGAAGCUGAAAUUCACGCACGACUAUUGAAACAAUACAAAGGAACAAUUGAAAAGUCAGUAGAAGACGAAACACAUGAAGCUGUGACGAACAACACCCUCAUAGAAUCAAAGGUAUCAGAGACAGUAUCUGAAAUACCUCCAGUAUACAGUGAAUCUACAGUUAAACCUCAAGUAUCCACUGAAUCUACAAUUAAACCUCCAGUAACCAAUCAGCAGCCAAAUCAAUCAAUAGAAGAAGCUAAAAAGGAUAUUGAAACCAUGCUUAAAUCUAAUGUUGAUUUACAUGACAAAGAAGAGUAUGCCACAUUGUUGUUGUGGGAUUUUGCUGGAGAUGAAGAAUUUUACCACACACAUCAAACAUUUUUGUCACCAGAUGCAAUUUAUCUUGUUGUUACAAAGCUCAGUGAAGCCGACGACAAAAAAGCAAAAGAUUUAUUCCAAUUAUGGAUGGAUUCAAUACACUGUUACAGUAGAUUGGAAGAGGACAGAAAUAAAUCUGAUGUCAACAAGAGAACAUCAGAUGAUCUUGAUCCACCGAUAGUUAUUGUUGGCACUUGGAAAGAUGCCUUGAUCUGUGAUGUAGAAGAGAUUGACGAUGCAUGCAGAGAAAAUAUUUUAAAGUAUACAGAUAAUAUAUCAGACGAUGAACUAGGACAUAUCAGGCACGAAUACUUCAUUUCCAAUACAGAAGAUGAUUCCAGUGUAUUCCAGCAAAUACGAGAAAACAUCCUAAAUUUAGCAAGAACAAUGAGAACAUGGAAUAAAGAUUAUCCUUUAAAAUUUAUUCAGCUUGAAAAACGACUUCAAGAAAAGAAGAAGGUGUUACCUAUUAUUUCCUUUCAAGAAAUUCAGAAUAUUGCUAUUGAUACAUCUCAGCCACUUAAUGAUAAAGAACUAAAAUUGUUCCUGGAAUUUCACCAUGAGAUCAGAGCCUUAGUUUAUUUCAAUGAUCUUCCUUCUUAUAUUAUUUUAGACACACAGUGGUUGUCUGAUGUUUUUAGAUGUAUUGUCACAGCCAAAAAAUUUAGUGCUAUUAGCAUAAGAAAUAAAAACAAAUGGAAAGAGUUGUAUAGCAGAGGCAAAUUGCAUAGCGAGGUUUUAGACGACAUAUUUAGAAAAAGUGAAGGCAUUUUUUCCAAACACAAGGAUCAUAUCAUGAAUGUAAUGGAGAAAUUUGAUAUCAUUAUACGUCCUAACACAUCCGAAACUCAAAGAGAUGCUGGUGAUAUCAAACCUCUCUAUUAUCUACCCUGUAUGAUUAAAUCAGAACCCGAGUGUGAUAUAUACGAAAUGUUUAAUGUGACGGAAAACGUAUGUACUAAGUCUACCUGGUUAUGUUAUCAGUUUAGGUUUCUACCACCCCAUUUAAUGAAUCAUUUAAUUGCGUCACUGUGCAGGAAAUAUAACGUUGCAGAAGUUGUCACUAAGGAACAGAAAAGACAAAUUACUCUUUUCAGAAGCUCAGCUGUCUUUGAGUUACAGAAAACGACAAAAAUGAGAAAAUUACUUAUUAUGAAAGGUCCAAAUGUUAUUCAAAUUCAGAUUUGGCAGUUUGGGAAGAAAGUUGAAAGAGGUUUGUUCAAAUACAUUGCAGACUUUGUGACACAGGAAAUAAUCAAGUUAAUAAGUACAAGAUUCAAGAUGUCCAAUGUAAGAUUUGAGUUGAAGUGGGAAUGUGGCCAAACAAAACCAGAGUGUGUGACAGGAUCAUUUGAUUUAAGUGAAGAUCAGGAAAACAAAUAUUAUUGUGAGACAUGUACUGCUAUACACACAUUCACUGGUGAAUGGUCAGAUCUACAACAUAAAACAUCUGAUAGUUCUGAAAAUGUUCCCAGAUCUAAUCUUUAUAUCGAAAGCUCAAGCCAAACCCAAACUACAGUUGAAUCCACCAAGGUACGUGUCCGUGUCCAAGCUGGUGAGAGGGUGUUUUCGAAUGUCAAUGAAAGGGCAACAGGAACAGCCAUUUCGGCACGGUUCACAGAAGAGGAAAUUAAUUUUACAAAGAUGGGAAUGAUAGCAUUGAAUAUUUUUGCGGAUGUUUUAUAUGAUUUAUUAAAACCAGAUAAACCACAUCUACGUCAAAGGUGUGAUUGUGAUAUAACAUACUUAUACAGUGAACACAGGAAACUUAAUAAACAUGUUCCAAGUAAUUCAAACCACCGACCAUGUCCUCCUGGGCCAUGGGGAGGAUGUUGGCAAGAUUUUAAGAAUACGGACAUAGCUAUUGGAGAUGAUAUUGAGCGCAUAAGACUUACAAGAAACGAAUUACAACAUUCUAAGAAAUUUAAACUUGACGAAAUACGUUUCAAUGAAUUAAGUAAUAUAUCAAGUGAGCUUUUAAAAAGAUUUGAUCGCCAUAACACACCAACAAGGCUGUAUACAGAUCAUCUGAAGGACAUUCUGGCUAAAACUAUUUCUGGAGAGGAAGUGAAAUCAAUUGAAAAUGAAAUAUCAGGGAUGACGAUUGAAGUUGAAAUUGAGCACUAAAUCAAUGUUUAACCACAAUAGACAUGCUAGAGAAACAUAUCAUAAGAAGCCCACAGUCUACCAAAGUAACAGAUUUGAAGUCGAUCAUCUAUAAUAGAAACAUAAAUCUGUCAAAUUCAGGUUGAAACUAUCUAUUCAUAAAACUAUAGACAACAAGAUGAAGAAUGUGAACCAAGUUGAAAAUAUUGGACUAAGGUUAAAGAUUUAACCAAUAUGUGACUGUAUAAUUACUGGUUUUUCCAGAAAUAUUCACAUGCAGCAAAUACUGUAAUAUUAAUAUUGCUAAUAACAUACUACUCAUAUAAUCGCUAUUUACAUACUUUAAUAAUAUGUGUGAGACUUUAUAAACUUGUAUCUAUAAGUAUCUUUACAGUGAAAUCAAGAAAACUUGUAUAGUGCCGUGAGAAACAUAAGACAAAACAGGAAAGCAUGUUCUCUUUGUUUUUCAUGAGAAAGAUAUAAGAAAUAUUUGUCCAUAAGGGCAUCAGAUGUUGAUGCUAUAUAUAUAUUCACAGCUUUAUUAUCUAGGCACCCCUUUAUGGCUGGAAUAUUGUUUUGUUAUGUGUUUAUCCCAGAUUUGUUUUACAUAUAUCCACCGUCUUAUUUCAUUCAUAAUAAAAGUAAAAUUUA
This is a messenger RNA of Mytilus trossulus (common blue mussel), 4077 nucleotides long. RefSeq lists its product as uncharacterized. Bases 1 to 3447 code for a protein of 1148 amino acids. Gene Ontology annotation, molecular function: protein binding. The record is from RefSeq and is a predicted model, not a curated record. The transcript is spliced from 16 exons. NCBI's taxonomy places the organism in Eukaryota, Metazoa, Mollusca, Bivalvia, Mytilida, Mytilidae.